This is a messenger RNA of Saitoella complicata NRRL Y-17804, 429 nucleotides long. Its product is annotated as zf-CSL-domain-containing protein. Gene Ontology annotation, biological process: protein histidyl modification to diphthamide. Lineage: Eukaryota; Fungi; Ascomycota; Saitoellomycetes; Saitoellales; Saitoellaceae. Gene Ontology annotation, molecular function: metal ion binding. The coding region runs from base 30 to 284 and encodes 84 amino acids. The transcript has 2 exons. The record is from RefSeq and is a predicted model, not a curated record.
CCUCUUCGCUCCACAGCUAAACAGUUGCAAUGUCCUUCUACGACGAAGUCGAAAUCGAAGACAUGUCCUUCGACCCCGACACCCAAAAAUACACCUAUCCCUGUCCAUGCGGUGAUCGAUUCGAGAUCACCGUCGAGGAGUUGAGGGAGGGGGAGGAUGUUGCGCGGUGUCCGAGUUGUUCGUUGAUUUUGAGGGUGGUGUAUGAUGAGGAGGAUUUCAUGGAUGAAGACGACGAGGGAGAGACGAUGGAGGUUCCGGGGGCGAUAGUGACGGUUGUUGCGUGAUCUGCUGUGAUAUGGGUUUUUGUAUGCAUGUGGGUGGGGUUCUGGGGGUUAUCGGCGUUUUUUUUCAUUUCAUUUCAUUCGGCAUCAUCCUUGGUCAGAGCCGUGGACAGGUCAGUUUCAGUAAUAAGAAAGUUUGACGAAAGCA